This is a messenger RNA of Leptidea sinapis, 1677 nucleotides long. RefSeq lists its product as uncharacterized. The transcript is spliced from 6 exons. The record is from RefSeq and is a predicted model, not a curated record. Lineage: Eukaryota; Metazoa; Arthropoda; Insecta; Lepidoptera; Pieridae. The coding region runs from base 42 to 1034 and encodes 330 amino acids.
ACUCGAAAUAACAGUUCCCCUUACCUUCAACGUUUAGAAUCAUGUAUACCUACAUGAUCCUGGUUGUGACAUUGUUUUUGUGCCAACGCGUAUCUUGUGAUUGGGUGAAUGAUUGGCUAACUCCAGUGCAGCGAGAAUACAAACAAGAUCGAAUUGGUAUUGAUAGCAAUGAUGAAAAAUUAUUUUACGGCGAUGGAAACGUGAAACUACCUAAUCCGUAUCCCGAAGGAAAUCCAAAAUACUACGAGUCUAAGGUGAUGUUUGAUGGAAUUUCCACAAACACGUUGAAGUUAAAACUCGAGACCACUCUCCAAACUGCCAAUGAUCUCGCUGAAACGUUGAGACAGCAAAUAAGUAAAAUAGAGAAACGGGAACGUGUGCUCAAAGAUUCGAUAGUCAAUGGAAGGUCUGGUGUAACAACACUAUCUUUGACUACAAUGGGAAGACUUCCAAAAACGUAUAUUAUUCGUGAUGGCUUUUGGAGUAUAUGCAAUGGUUUAUUACAGCAUCCAGUCUCAACACAAUCGAACACUAAUCUAUUUAGUGAAAUAUUUUCAACGCCACGAUGUAUUGGACAAGAGAUACAAUCUAUACGUGAUCCUUGUGCGUUUAAUUCAAUAAUUAAAUAUGAGACCAUACCAUCACGCAGACGGUCUAUUUAUCAAGAAGACGAUUACUUCUGCCUUAAAAGUAAUUUUAACAGCAGCCUCGAACAAUAUCUCUCAGUGCCGAAAAGGAUUGUAAACGAAACGUGCAACGCAGGUACUGUGAGGAGCUUAGCAGAGAAUACAAUGGAGUGUGGAACUCGAAUCCUAUCUGACUAUACGUACUACCCAAGGCAAGACGUUUUAGAAGAUCUACCGCUAGAGUAUUGUUCUGGGUCAGAGAUCGCACCGUCUUGCAAGCUGAUCGUGGCAUGGCAACUCUCCAAUGCAACGAUUGAAAAUUUCGACAUGUUGUAUGACGAUCAGGACUUUAAGAAGCAAUUUGUUAAUAGUCCACUUAUUGAUUCUGCUUACCAAAAUUUCUAUUAAUAAUAACUGUAUUAUAUACAAUAUCAAUCAAAGGACGAUGAUUGUUUUAUUUAAAAAUUGUUCAGAAAUAGAAGAUACACAAAAUAUUUCUGGCCAAUUUCUAUAUAUUCGACUCGCUUUUGCCCGCGACUCCGUCCACGUCCACGUACCCACGUCAAUUAAGGAAUAUUUGUGCAAAAAGAGUCAAAGUGGUAUCCCAUCAUACUUGAAUACCUUGGUAUGGUAUGGUAUAGGGGCUCCUGUUUCCGCAAUUAAACCACUAGCAUGGGUCCAUUUUGCGUGCAGUAAUUGCCGGUUACUCCAACCAGCCCAGCUCAGCUCAGCCCAGUUCACAGACUUCUUGGAGCGACCUUGUAUUGGUUAAGGUUUUUGCCCGUUGGUUGGCCACCCCCGUACUUGAAUACCUUUUGGAAUGUCUUUUUAUAUGAGGGGACAAGCGGGCAAGACACUCACGUGAUAGGAAGUGGCGAGCCAACCGCCCAUUACAUCCGCAACACCAGGGAUCAAGGGGUGCGUUGUGUUUAGUGAUUAUGUGCAGAGGAGCAAUAUAUUGUAUCGUUCCUCCGCACAUUUAAAUUUUUUUAAACUUAUAUCAUCGAACUUUAACAUUGUAAUAAUUAUUAUGACGGUUACUAUCGAAAUA